AUGUGUUCGACUGCUGCACCUUUGCCCUUCUACAACCUCCCUCUGUCUCCUGCACACCCCACGUCGUGCAGACGAGGCUACUCUCAACAGAUAUCACACCCAGCCGCUCAUAAUCAGAAGCAGUUCAGGUUCGACCAAGGGCCAGGAGCUGCUCUGUAUCGGGGCGGGCUCCGCACGCCGCCAACCGAAGCCAUGAGUGCUACCUACCACGCCCCUCACCUCGUCGCAUACGACAGUCAUGUUCUUCCCUCAUAUCCCGGCGCCGUUGCCCAGGCUCGGGGUCCUAAGGCGGUCAUGGCCGAAGCUGCUGCGAGGGCUCCUCAAUAUUCUCGGUACACCCAGCCAACGAAUACCUACUCACAACCCCAGCAGCCAGCUGUGAACCCGGCGUCCGGCACCAGCCAGUACUCCACGACCUCCCGACAUUCGACUCGCUCGUCAACACCGACAUCAGGCGCCAUCGGCAAGUCGGAUGGCACCUCGUCAUCACGAAAAGGCUCGUCAGCUCUGGUUCUGCACAGUCUGUCGAUACCGAGCUGUAUCAACCCCAAGGGUGGAAACUUGGCAGACUUUGCGGCUCAGAUUACAUGCCUUUUCUGGUUCGAAUCGAUAGAGACUCUGCGAGCCGCUGAGAGCAUCCGAUCCAGACCAUCGACCGUCACGACGCCCCGGCUGACCGAAUACGCGACACCAUUCCCCCAGUUCAAAAAAUGGGCCUACAGCGUCUUGUCGACGACCCAAGUGACGCAGAACGUCAUCCUGCUCGCUUUGCUGUUUGUGUACCGCUUGAAGACGACAAACCCCUCCGUCAAGGGAAGAUCGGGCAGCGAGUACCGUCUCCUGACAGUAGCCCUGAUGCUGGGUAACAAGUUCUUGGAUGAUAACACGUACACCAACAAGACCUGGGCUGAGGUCUCUGGCAUCACCGUUCAAGAGAUUCAUGUCAUGGAAGUUGAGUUUUUGAGCAACAUGCGAUACAGCCUGUUGGCGACCAAGGAGGAAUGGGAGGAGUGGCUCGUCAAGCUAUCCUGCUUCUCAGAGUACUAUGAGCGGGCCCAGAAGCAGCCGACCUCGCCACUGAACAAGUCGUUUACCUCGCCGGUCCCUUCGCCCAAUGCUGUCAUCCAACCCGCCGUCUCGUUCCCUCCUCUGACACCUUCCACGACGAACGUCUUCUCACCGAACGCGGGCCAGCCAUGGCCCUCGGCCUCGACCUACUCCAACCCCCAACUGUCACCGCUUUCUGGCAAGCAUCUCGCUGGCAUGAACAGCCGGAAGAGGAACUCAGAGGAGGACAUGACGGAGCCCCCGGCGAAGCGACUCAGCAGACAGCCCAAUAGCACUAUGGCCCCAGUCGCCAGAACCCAAGGGGUCAGCGAGCAACCAAUGCGUCUUCCAGUCCCUAACCUCUCGUUGAACACCAACCCUUCGUCAGUACAGGCGCAGGUGUACCCGGGCAUGGCGACAUACCCGGCGCAGCAACACGUUUCACUGCCGCCCCUGAGUAACGGUGUUCGCGCCAUGGCGACGGUAUACCCUCCCGCCACCACCGUCUCCAUGUCCCAACUGCCUAUGCCGGCCUCGGCCUCGAUGCCCCAGGCCUCACUUACGCCAUCAAACGUCCCGAUGCACAAUGUCAUUGGGUACGGCACGCCGACCAAGAGGCACAGCCCUGGCAGUCUCUCGGUGUACGCGUCGUCGCCACUGGGCGAGCAGUUUCCGACAUCGGUUAUGCAUACUCCUAUCGCACAUACGCCUAUCUCGCACUCGCCAAGUGUAUACCUACAGCAGCGACCGAGCCCAUACAAGCCUAUUCGGCACGUCAACACACUGCUCUACCCCCCGCCGUCGGCGUCUCUCAACGAGUACCAUCUGCCUACGACGCAGAUGCACUACCAGCCUCUAGGACGACGGAACGACCUGCGAACCGGUGUUGUCCCAGAGUUUAUGCACGCACCAUACCGGAUGGGCGCGCAGAUGCCGCAAAUGCCCCACGGGCUACCGCAGGGACCGUACCCGAACUAG
Colletotrichum higginsianum IMI 349063 is the source of this 2025-nucleotide messenger RNA. RefSeq names its product Cyclin. The record is from RefSeq and is a predicted model, not a curated record. The coding region runs from base 1 to 2025 and encodes 674 amino acids. Gene Ontology annotation, biological process: regulation of cyclin-dependent protein serine/threonine kinase activity. Gene Ontology annotation, molecular function: protein kinase binding; cyclin-dependent protein serine/threonine kinase regulator activity. The transcript is spliced from 3 exons. Gene Ontology annotation, cellular component: nucleus; cyclin-dependent protein kinase holoenzyme complex. NCBI's taxonomy places the organism in Eukaryota, Fungi, Ascomycota, Sordariomycetes, Glomerellales, Glomerellaceae.